Molecule: messenger RNA, 4714 nt
Organism: Struthio camelus australis
Lineage: Eukaryota; Metazoa; Chordata; Aves; Struthioniformes; Struthionidae
Gene: IFT140
Product: intraflagellar transport 140
Biological process (GO): intraciliary retrograde transport
Cellular component (GO): intraciliary transport particle A; axoneme; ciliary basal body
Molecular function (GO): protein binding
Source: RefSeq, a predicted model, not a curated record
AGUUAGUUCACGUAAUGCUGAAGAUGACGGCUGCCGCUGCUAAGCGUGUCUGUGGUGAUUUUUGGGCCUCGCUCACCAAAGCCUUGAAGGUUUGCAGUCUGCGAUAGUUUCUGUUAUGGCCGUGUAUGUGGAUCAUCGAAUAGAAGUUCCUGACUCAGUUGCUUCCCCUUCACUUAUAACGUGGCACCCACUUCAUCCCCUCCUGGCAGUCGCUUCCAUCAGCACAGCAGCUGGGGGCUGUGUGGAUAUCUAUCUGGAACAGGGAGAACAUGUGUCUGAUGCACGUGUUGAAAGAAGCUUUCAGGUCACAUCCCUUUCCUGGCAGCCCUCCAGACUGAUUUUGGCAGCAGGCUGGGAGAACGGAGAAGUUGUGGUACUUAACAAACAAGACAAGGAACACCACACUGUACCAUCCAAUCAUAAUGCUGAAAUUACAGUCCUAAACUGGAGUACAAAUGGUACCCGCCUUGUGUCUGGUGAUAGGCAUGGGGUCUUGGUUCUAUGGAGAAUGGACCAGCGAGGUCGAGUGCAGAGUCCUGCCCUGCUGAAACAUGAGUAUGGAAAAUACAUAUCUCACUGUAUCUUUCGACCACCCCCUCCUGGCGAGGACUUCAUGCAGCUGGCAAAAGCAGCAGUGAGUGGUGAUGAGAAGGCCUUGGAUAUGUUUAACUGGAGAAAAGCCGGAACAGGACCACCUUUGAAAAUGGGUCUCCAGGAAGGACUGUCCUUCUUUAUCGCUUUGACAGAUGGAUCUGUGCAUUAUGUGAAUGAGAAAGGAAAGACAAGCCAUAUAUUGUCCACCGACAGUCCUGUCCAAAAACUUCUCUUCAUGGAGAAAAGAGAUGUUUUAGUGGUAAUAACAGAGAACCUUCUGUUGUCCUUGCAUAGAAUUACUCUUGAGGGAGAGGCAGAAGAGCUCAUGAAGGUGAAGUUGAGUGGGAAGACAGGCCAUUCUGCAGACAUCAUUUUAAUAGACAACAGUCUUAUUGUUACAGCAGUAGGUGAGACAGUCCUCAGGUUCUGGGAUUUGGAGCGAGGUGAGAACUAUGUGCUCUCCCCAGAUGUGCAAUUUGGCUUUGAGGCAGGAGAAUGCAUUAACUGUGUUUCUUACUGCAGUGCUAAAGGUCUUUUAGCAGCUGGUACUAACAAAGGGAGAAUAGCUAUGUGGAAGAAAGCAUCAGUAUCCAGUCAGAGCAUGGGGACUUUGGAGGGCAAGGACAGAUGGAAGCUCCAGGCACCUACAGAACUUGACGGAAAUAUCACUCAGAUAAAGUGGGGCUCCAGAAGAAACCUACUGGCAGUGAACAACAUCAGCUCUGUGGUGAUUCUCAGUGAGCAGGCCAUGUCAUCUCAUUUUAAUCAACAAGUGGCUGUUGUACAGGUGUCUCCCAACCUGUUUAACGUGACCUUCUUCAGCGCAGGAACCACGCACAGUCUUCGCGUCGAUAUGAAUGUUAACGGAGUCUUCGCUACUAAGGAUGUUGUAGUAUUCUGGAAUGGGAAGCAAGUGUCUGUCUUUGAAUGCUCAGGAGUUACCAUAAGAAAUGCAGGCUCUUUCCUUUGUGACUCUCCAGUUCUGUCUGUGCAUGAAGAAAAUCUGUACACAGUUGAGCCAAAUCGGGUCCAGGUCCGCACCUGGCAGGGCACGGUUAAACAGCUGCUGGUGUUCUCUGAAGCAGAGGGGAAUCCAUGCCUCUUGGAUAUCUGUGGAAAUUUCCUGGCUGUGGGAACUGAUUUGGCUCACUUUAAAAUCUUUGAUCUCUCUCGCAGAGAGGCAAAAGUGCACUGCCAAAGCAAGAAUUUCUCGGAGCUGUUUCCUGGCCUGGGAGGCAUUGCAUCUGUCAAGUGCAAUGCUAAUGGCAACAAAGUCAGCAUCCUUGCUAGCAAGGUGGAUGGGAACAUUGAUUCCAAGAUCUGUUUCUAUGAUGUUGAAAUGGACAAAGUUACGCUCUUUGAUUUCAGUGCUGAACAAGGAAACGGUAGAGAGAAAAUUCCUUCUGGACAAGGCAUUAACAAGACUGUUGUGGAGUAUCCAGAGCUGCACAGUCACAUCCCUGUUUGCCAUUUCUGGGACCAGAAUGAACCAAGACUUUUCGUAUGUGAAGCAGUUAGUGAAACAAGCCUCCAAUCUCCAGACCAGAAGGAAAAACAGACCGAGAGCACACUGGAUGUUUUGAUUAUAUCAUUCUUCAGUACUGAAGAGCAUGGCCUUUUGCUUCAGGAAAGCUUUCCAUUGCCUUCAUCCUACCAGGUUCUCCUGGGCAUUGAGGUGCCACAUUAUUACUUUGCAAAAAAGCCAGGAGAAGCUGAGACAGAAGGACAAGCAGUAUCUGGCUCAAUAAAGGUCUCACAGAUGGUAGCCAGAAGACCCAUGAGAGAUUUUGUUGGAUUAGGAGACUGUGAUAAGACUACACGGGAUGCCAUGCUGAACUUCAGCUUCCACCUGACUGCUGGAGACAUGGAUGAGGCCUUCAAAUCCAUAAAGCUGAUCAAAAGUGAGGCUGUCUGGGAGAACAUGGCUCGCAUGUGUGUGAAGACUCAGAGGCUGGAUGUUGCCAAAAUUUGCCUUGGAAACAUGGGUCAUGCAAGAGGAGCCAAAGCCUUAAGGGAGGCUGAACAAGAACCUGAGCAGGAAGCCAGAGUGGCGGUGCUGGCGAUUCAGCUGGGCAUGCUGGAGGAUGCGGAGCGACUAUACAAGUCUUGCAAACGCUAUGACCUCCUGAACAAGUUCUAUCAAGCCUCAAACCAGUGGCAGAAAGCCAUCGAAACAGCUGAACUGCAUGACCGGGUUCACCUACGCACCACUUACUACAACUAUGCCAAGCACCUGGAGGCAACUGGAGAGCAUGGUCUCGCACUCACCCAUUAUGAGAAGUCAGACACACACCGGUUUGAGGUGCCCCGAAUGCUCUCUGAAGACUUACAAGCCCUGGAGAACUAUGUCAACAAGAUGAAAGACAAGAACCUCUGGAAGUGGUGGGCACAGUAUCUGGAGAGCCAGUCAGAUAUGGAAUCUGCGCUCAAGUACUAUGAACUGGCCCAGGAUUAUUUUUCCUUAGUCCGUGUCCACUGCUUUCAGGGCAACAUUCAGAAGGCUGCUGAAAUAGCGAAUGAAACAGGGAAUUGGGCAGCAUCAUAUCACUUGGCCCGCCAGUAUGAGAGCCAGGAUGAAAUCAAGCAGGCUGUCCAUUUCUACACCAGGGCCCAGGCAUUUAACAAUGCCAUUCGCCUGUGUAAGGAGAAUAAUUUAGAUGAUCAGCUGAUGAACCUGGCUCUUCUCAGCUCUCCAGAAGACAUGAUAGAGGCAGCCUGCUAUUAUGAGGAAAAGGCAGAGCAAAUGGACAGAGCUGUCAUGUUGUACCACAAGGCAGGACACUUCUCCAAAGCACUGGAGCUUGCCUUUGCCACAGAGCAGUUUGGGGCCCUACAGCUAAUUGCUGAAGACCUGGAUGAGAAAUCAGACCCAGCUCUGCUAGCCCGCUGUUCCGAUUUUUUUAUUGAGCAUGCCCAGUAUGAGAAGGCAAUAGAGUUGUUGCUAACAGCCAAAAAGUACCAUGAAGCCCUGCAAGUCUGCCUGAAGCAGAAUCUGACCAUCACAGAGGAGAUGGCUGAGAAGAUGACAAUCGCUAAGGACUCCAAGGAUGUCUCUGAGGAGUCUCGGAGAGAACUGUUGGAACAAAUUGCCGAUUGCUGCAUGAGACAAGGCAAUUACCACAUGGCAACCAAGAAAUACACUCAAGCAGGAAACAAGUUAAAGGCUAUGAGAGCACUGCUGAAAUCUGGAGACACAGAGAAAAUUGUAUUUUUUGCUGGAGUCUCCAGACAGAGGGAGAUUUAUAUCAUGGCCGCCAACUAUCUACAGUCACUGGACUGGCGCAAGGAUCCAGAGAUUAUGAAGAAUAUCAUUAGCUUCUAUACCAAAGGAAGGGCCCUUGACCUGUUGGCAGGUUUUUAUGAUGCUUGUGCUCAGGUAGAAAUCGAUGAAUAUCAGAACUAUGAGAAAGCACAAGGAGCACUAACAGAAGCAUAUAAGUGCCUUUCAAAAGCAAAGACUAGAAGCCCUCUGGAACAGGAAAGCAAAAUAGCACUUGUGCAAAGCAAGAUGGCCCUGAUCAAGCGAUUCAUCCAUGCUCGGAGAAUUCGCUCUGAAGACCCCAAGGAAGCGGUCAGACAGUGUGAACAACUCCUAGAUGAACAAGACCUUGACAAUACCAUCCGUCGUGGUGAUGUCUUGGGAUUCCUGGGAACAUUAUUUGCAGGUGGAAGAAUUCCAUACGGCUUACCGGUAUCUGGAAGAGAUGCGGAAAAGAAUUCCAGGUGUGAACCUGACCUACUAUGUGACUCAGCAGACCAUUGAUGCAGUUCACCGAGGAGUAGGUGUUCCCUUAAGCCGAAACCUGGUUCCAGAGCAAAUUCGGCAUAGCAGUAUGGAGAACAAGGAGGUGGAAGAAGAAGUGGCUGAUGAAGUGGAGGACUCCUGACAACUUAUACUUACCAAGGCAAAACUGACUUUAACACUAGGUCAUUUCUUCUAUCCUCAUUAGGGGGUCAUACAUCAAAUCAACUCACUGCUGCAGCAAGCUUUUGGUUCUUACCAAAAAAUUUAUUAUAUAUGCUUGUCUGUACAGCAACAGUCAUAUACUAUUUUGAACACUAAAUACAAAAACCCAAAUGUAUAUAGCCUGUUUUGAAGCUGUUUUUAGUAUUUGAAUAA